Messenger RNA from Lecanosticta acicola, 2125 nucleotides. NCBI's taxonomy places the organism in Eukaryota, Fungi, Ascomycota, Dothideomycetes, Mycosphaerellales, Mycosphaerellaceae. The record is from the annotation of a GenBank genome assembly.
AUGGCCCCGAUCUGGAAGUUUGUCUUGCCAGGAAUAUACCACUUGGCCUUUACAGCUGCUCAGCUGGAUUUAGUGGAAGAGACUGGAGAGUUUCCUCCCGAUGCAGCUAUUGCAGCCGCGAUUGAAGCAGCAGAAGAUGUGACACCUGAGCCUUCUCCUUUUCCAGCUACGGGAGGUCCAGCCCAUGAUGACUAUUACGCAAAGCUCCAUGACCGAGCAAAAUGUCCGCACUACACGGCCUGGGUCGACAAAGGCAUGUUUCACGAGCCUCCAUCCGGCGGUAUCUACAAUAUGUCCUAUUCACGUCCUGAACCUCAAUGUCGGACCUUCAACAGCUCCGAGGUUGAAGACGCGAUGCGGGAGACUGCGGCUUCUAUCAGCGACCCGGACAUGAGGCGACUGUUCGAGAAUGCAUAUCCGAAUACACUGGAUACGACAAUUCGGUGGCGUGGUUAUUCCAUGAACAACUCGGAAGAAGAGCUUGCCUUUGUAAUCACGGGCGACAUUCCGGCGAUGUGGCUCAGGGAUUCCGCGAACCAGCUGCAGUCUUAUGCUCCAGUUCUUAAGGCUUCGGAUAGCAGCGACUCGCUUGCGUCCUUGUUCCGAGGGGCCAUCAAUCUUCAAGCCCGCUACCUGCAGAUCUCGCCGUACUGCAAUGCUUUUCAGCCGCCUCCAGAGUCGAACAUUUCCCGCAUCCACAAUGGAGCUUACAAUGGCUACGAUAUCUAUCCUCCUUAUAGUUGGGACGUCGUCUUCGAAUGCAAGUACGAGCUUGAUUCACUUGCCUCAUUCCUGCAGCUCUCGCACACUUAUUAUAGCAAGACUGGCGACCUUGAAUUUUUCCGAAAGUUCGGUUGGGUUAGGGCAAUUGGAUCGAUCAUGGAAGUCGCUCAAAACAUGACGGAUGAGUCCACUCAUGAUGCGAACGGCCGAGAGAUUCCUGGCUCAUACAUGUUUUCGCACUUUCCCAACCAUGGACAAGGCAAUCCGGUCGCUCCCAACACGGGUCUGAUCCGCUCGUUCUUUCGACCCUCUGACGACCCGGUCGUGUACCAAUUCUUCAUACCGGCCAACAUGAUGUUCUCCCACUUCUUGGGCCUGAAUGCCAAAAUCAUGUCCGAGUUGGGUGCUGAUCCAGCACUCGCGGCCCGGAUGCAGAAGAUGUCGCAAUCCGUUCGCGAAGGGAUUGAAAAGCAUGCUGUCACUCAUACGAAGAAGCAUGGCGACAUCUAUGCUUUCGAGAUUGAUGGGUACGGUGGGAUCAAUCUGAUGGACGAUGCGAACUCGCCUUCUCUUCUUUCGGCGCCGUUCUUUGGGUUUCUGGAUGCAAGCGAUCCAAUAUAUCAGAAUACAAGGAACCGAAUGCUAAGUAUCGACAAUCCGUAUUGGAUGCAUGGUCCAGCGAUGUCAGGCGUCGGAGGUCCACACUACGGACAGGAGAAGCCAUGGCCCAUGGCUUUGAUCAUGCGGAUCUUCACCACCAACGACACGGAGGAGAUUCUACAGCAACUUCGUCAACUGGUCAGCAGUACGGAUCAAGUCGGGCUCAUGCACGAGUCCGUACGCAACUACAAUGCUUCCGACUGGACGCGACCGUGGUUCUCGUGGGCCAAUGGACUGUUUGGAGAGAUGAUCCUUGAUCUGCGGGAACGCAAGCCUGAACUGUUGAAGAUGAGUUACCAGGGGGAGUAAGUAUCACCCCACGAUAUGAUGAGCAUAGAACAGCACACUCACGGUGAAACCACGCAGCUACACCACCGGCAACGACGAAAUCGGACCUCCGGCUUCGAGCUUAAAGUCUCCCAACGACUACGACGGCGAAGCGGAUGGUGUGACGAAGAAGCCCAAACCAACGGAUGAUCCGCAUUUGCCCGUUGGAAUCGAGGAGUUGGAACUCAUCGUCGACCACUCUUCGGGCGGAGCCGGUCAUGCACACCCAAUGCCUAUGCCACACCCUGCGGAUCUUAACAGCACAGGCUCUUGGGGGGAUAUGCAUUGGUUUUGGUCUUGGACGGGUUGGCUGGCUAUCAGCUCUGCGUUGAUCUGGCUCGUCUUCCGCGGCAUUCGACGGCGGAGGGAUGUUAGAGGUGGUGGUGGUGGUGAGAUGGGGAUCCUGGCAAAGUAG